GGCUACACUGUAUUCUAUGCUGCCCUGCUGACAAUUACUCAACUGUGGCGGAACUGUUGUCAGCUUUUUUUGUGGGACACUUUACUUGUACAAAAAUAUAUAUCUGUCAAAUCACUGUGGAGCUGCGGUUGUCCACACGGGGAGUAAGAUAAGAAAAUACUAAUAAAAGACAGAAAGAAAGAAGAGGAAGGAGUGGCAGCUGGACUGUCCGCAAUGGAAGCCGAGUUUCGGGAAAUCGAUGAAAAUGGGAGUUGGAGCGCCAUUUAUCAGGACAUUCGUCAGCAGUCGUGUGAACUCCCUUGCAAGAUUGCCAAAUCACUCGAAAAUAAAACUCGGAAUCGUUACAGGGAUGUUAGCCCAUUUGACCACAGCAGAAUAUGUCUGCAGCUGGGUGGGAACGACUACAUUAAUGCCAGCCUAAUAACAGUAGAGGAGGCACAGAGGAACUAUAUCCUUACUCAGGGACCCCUUCCAAGUACGUGUGGUCACUUCUGGGAGAUGGUGUGGGAGCAGAGGACUCACGGUGUGGUGAUGCUGAACCGAGUCAUAGAGAAAGGAUCCGUUAAAUGUGCCCAGUAUUGGCCGCAGAAAGAGGAGAAAGAUGCUGUCUUUGAAGAUACCAAUUUCAAGCUUACCUUCGUUUCAGAAGACAUCAAAUCUUAUUACACAGUCCGUCAGCUGGAGUUGGAAAAUCUGUCUACACAAGAGACUCGAGAGAUUUUACAUUUUCACUACACCACCUGGCCUGACUUUGGGGUACCAGAGUCCCCUGCCUCCUUCCUGAAUUUCCUGAUCAAGGUGCGAGAGUCAGGUUGUCUCAAUUCAGACCAGGGACCAGUGGUGGUGCACUGCAGCGCUGGCAUCGGACGCUCUGGGACCUUCUGUCUUGUGGACACUUGCCUCUUAUUGAUGUCCAUGCGUAAGGACCCGUCUUCAGUUCGCAUUCGUGACGUUCUGCUGGAGAUGAGACGCUAUCGUAUGGGCUUGAUUCAGACAGCAGAUCAGCUUCGCUUCUCCUACCUUGCCGUAAUUGAAGGUGCCAAAUACAUCAAGGGAGAUACCUCUCUGCAGGAGUCGUGGAAAGAGCUCUCAAACGAGGAGGACGAUCCACCGGAGUUCACCCCUCCGCCUCCUCUCCCUCCUCCUAGAGACCCUCCAAAUGGCAGAGUUGAGCCAUCGUUUUUCCCAGAAAGUGAUGAGAUCAUCCCACAGAUGGCCGUCCGCAGUCUUGGGUCCUCUCAAGAGCCCAAUCUGCGAAAGAGACCCAUUGCUGUCCCGCAGCCUCCUUCUGACAGUGAUGAUCAGCUCGACGGUCACCUGGGAAUACAAGAUUGUACCUCCAAAGCUCCAACCAAAUCCCAGCAGCAGCACGAGACCGAGGAGCACGAGUCGCCUGAGUCACCCGAGUUGCCUGAGGCAGCGGAGCAGCCAAAGGAAAACUCUCCUGUGCCGGGGACCUGGUCCCCUCUACUAGCCAACGUGUGCCUGGGCACUGCACUGGCUCUCAGUGCUUACGUCUGUUAUCGAGCCUAUUUCCACUGAUGUCUGUCCUUCCUGCUCCUUUUUUUGUUCCUCCCUUUCUCUCCACUGUUGUUGCAAAGUGGACUAGGCUGGCCAAUCAGCCUGCUUUGACUCUGGGUUUACUCUGCGAGUGAGUGGAUUAAUUGGACUUCAGCAGAUUCAGGUUCACUCGUUUAAUUUUACAAAUGCAGUGCAAAAGGGUUGGCUGCUUGGGGAAAAAAAAACAAAACAGGUUGCCAAUCCUUAUUACCCACCCAAACGUUCUUUCAACAUGUCAUUAUGGAUGCUCAGGGCCUCAGUUUUUCAGGUGUCACAUCCCAAAUAUAUGUGCCGACUUAAACACAGACUGAAUAUGUAUCGCAGUCCGUAGAGGAAAAGGGUUUGUUGCAGCUCCCCUGUUCUGUGAACCAGGAUGAAUGGCCUGUCAGCCCAUUUUACAUGCAUCUCCUCUUUAAUUUACCAAAUGACACGUGUGUGUGUGUGUGUGUGUGUGUGUCUGUGUGUGUGUGUGUGUGUGUCUGUGUCUGUGUGUCUGUGUGUGUGUGUGUGUGUCUGUGUGUGUGUGUUGUUCCAUUUCAUCCUUUCACUAAUAUGUCCUCUCAGAUUUCACCUUAUCUUUCUUUUGCUUACAGAAAUGGGUCAGAAAUCAUAGAGCCAGAUCUUUUUUGACCAGCCUGUCUGAAAAUAUGCCAGUAAGAGGGAGCGUAUAUACCUAUUUCUGUUCCCUUGUUAUGGGUCAAUAUUAAACCCAGCAGUUAAGGUGAAGUGUGUGUGUGUGUGUGUAUAUGUGUGUGAAUGUAAGAGGGAAGCAACCUUGUGCCCACUAGAUAAGAGAUGCAUCGGUCCUGCAGGAGUUAUGCUGGUUGCGUACAUACAGUCUGUGUGUGUGUCAUUGUGUAUGUGUGUAUGUACAUUUGUGUGAGUGGUAGUAAUUUGAGCUUUCUACUGAUGCUUGAGUUAAAUCUACUCUUGUGAGAAAUAUUAAUAUAACAUUUACAGUACGUCAAAUGUGAGAUGUAGACUGGGUUGCCUCCUGUUAUUUGAUCUCCACUGUAAUUUCUCAUGCUGGUAGUUUGACAGUAACACAUGAAAAAAAGUGACUUUAAAGACAAAAUGUUGCAGGGACAAAGUGAGACAUCUCAUUUGUCUGGCAUUUUUAAAUUGGGCAAAAUCUUGAAAUCUAAAGACUUGAAACUUUGUAAGUAGGGCUGCGAGUAGCGAUUAUUUUCUCGAUUCAUUGUUUCAUUUAUAAAAAUGUCAGAAAAUUGUGGGAAAAAAGCCUGUUUUCAUUUCUUAGAGAUGUCUUCAAAUGUCACAUUUUGUCAGAUCAACAGUCAAAAAUAUAGCCAAAGAUAUUUACUUUAAGCUAAAAUCCUCACAUUUGACAAGCUGAUGUUUGGCAUGUUUCCUUUAAAAAAAAAAAAAAAAAAAAAUCCAGGUCACUUAGUCUUCUGUCAACUAAUCAUUUCAUCGUUACUGUUCAGGAGAGCAACUUUUUGAGUCGCGGUGGAUGAAAAUAAUGUGGAAGCUUUUCAUGCAAAGAGAAUGUGUAUUCCUGUAUAACCCGAGCGCAGCUGAUACACGCUGUAAAGUAACUUUUGUGAAUGUGUGUUGAGUCAGCGGAGUCCACCAGAAUGCCAGCUUCAUGAACCGAGACACAAAGUAGCUAACACCCAACUGUUUUUGCCAGCAAUACAAAAUAUUAACAGCGUGUCAUCGCUCUUUUAACGGUAUGAAACUCUCAACGUUUUUUUUUUUUUUUUUUUUUUUUUUUUUUAACAAACCAAAAAAACCAAACACCAGCACAGGUAUGAAAACAAUACACUGUAGUGAUGAUCUGUUGUAUCAUGGCAUGGCUCUGAGCUGGCAAUGUUGUUUUUUGUAUGAUUAUGUUGAAAGUUGUUUUUUUAGCAUGCUCCAUUUGUGAAUCAAAAGGUUUGUCCUAAGAAGAGAUUAGUUAAGCUGCUAGCAUUCAGUUUACCUUUGUGACUCAACAAAGUUCAGUACUUGAGUCCGACAGCUGUACCUUUCUUUAGAAUGUAUAAAAGUCCCAAACAUGGACACACCCUUACUAUAUAUAUUUUUUUCAAAUCAGGUUUCAGUGUGCUGAGUUUUUUUUUGUUGUUGUUGUUUUGCUUUAGAGAGGGAUUAAAUCUCAGCACCUGUGCAGCCAUUGCACCAGGUUUUUCUGUUUUUCUAUACUCAUGCUGAGCUCGAAAACAUGUAUUUUUUUAUUUACGUUUGUUUUUUUCCUUUUUAAAUAAAAAAAAAAAAAGUACUGCCAA
Molecule: messenger RNA, 3806 nt
Organism: Scomber japonicus (chub mackerel)
Lineage: Eukaryota; Metazoa; Chordata; Actinopteri; Scombriformes; Scombridae
Product: tyrosine-protein phosphatase non-receptor type 1-like
Exons: 9
Coding region: 214-1542 (442 amino acids)
Biological process (GO): protein dephosphorylation
Molecular function (GO): protein tyrosine phosphatase activity
Source: RefSeq, a predicted model, not a curated record